Adineta ricciae is the source of this 639-nucleotide messenger RNA. Lineage: Eukaryota; Metazoa; Rotifera; Eurotatoria; Adinetida; Adinetidae. The record is from the annotation of a GenBank genome assembly.
AUGGCGUCCGAUACACGAAGUGAAAAAGAGAAGAUGCUUGCCGGGGAUUUUUACAAUGCCUUUACGCCCGAAUUACUACGCGAACGAUCACUUUGUAAAGAUUUUAUCUAUGAAUAUAAUAAUACUCGACCAAGUGAAAGUGAAAAACGUACUGGACUAUUACAGAAGAUGUUUGGUAAAUUUGGCAGCAAUUCAAUGAUUGAAACUCCAUUCUUCUGUGAUUAUGGUUCCAAUAUCCAUUGGGGAGAAAAUUCAUUUGCAAAUUACAACUUAGUGGUAUUGGACAUAUGUUCUGUUCAUGUUGGAGAUUACGUUCUGAUGGGUCCAGAUGUGAAGAUCUACGGUGCGACACAUCCAACUGAUCCUCAACUACGACUUGAUGGACUCGAAUACGGUAAACCCGUUCGAAUUGGAAAUAAUGUAUGGAUUGGCGGUAGUGCCGUAAUUGUCGCCGGUGUAACAAUCGGUGACAAUAGUGUCAUUGGCGCUGGUAGUGUUGUCGUUAAAGACAUUCCAGCGAAUGUUGUAGCUGUUGGAAAUCCUUGUAAAGUCAUUAAACAAUUAGAACCGCCAACACGACCAUCGAAGGGAUAUCCACAAUUAACAGGAUUUGUUCAAGAAGAAAAAGAAAAAUCUUAA